This is a messenger RNA of Sorghum bicolor (sorghum), 1534 nucleotides long. RefSeq names its product ethylene-responsive transcription factor 2. NCBI's taxonomy places the organism in Eukaryota, Viridiplantae, Streptophyta, Magnoliopsida, Poales, Poaceae. Gene Ontology annotation, molecular function: DNA-binding transcription factor activity; DNA binding. The record is from RefSeq and is a predicted model, not a curated record. The transcript has a single exon. The coding region runs from base 202 to 1137 and encodes 311 amino acids. Gene Ontology annotation, biological process: ethylene-activated signaling pathway; regulation of DNA-templated transcription.
GAAAAUUCAAGGAAGGUGAUCUAGAAGCGCGACGACAAAUUGCGAUCCGGCUCCACCUCUCCGCCCAGUCUCCGCUAUAUAAACCUCGGCCGUUCCCAACCUCCUUCCGAAACAAAAUUUCUCCGAAUCAAACCCCUUAAAAUCCCCUUGAAAAGUCCAAACCACAACAUCACGUGACGGCAGCGCAGCACAAACACAAAGAUGCUGCUGCUCAACCCGGCGUGCGAGGCGGCAGCGCUGGACACCAUCCGGCAUCACCUCCUGGACGAGCCCGCGGCGUCGUCCGUGAGCAUGAGCGCGGCGCCGCCGCGGCCGGUGUACUGCCGCAGCACGAGCUUCGGGAGCCUGGUGGCGGACCAGUGGAGCGAGUCGCUCCCGUUCCGCCCCGACGACGCCGACGACAUGGUGGUCUUCGGCGCGCUCCGCGACGCCUUCUCCCGGGGCUGGCUCCCCGACGGCUCCUUCGCCGCCGUCAAGCCCGAGCCCCUGGCGUCGUCCCCGGACGAUGACUCCUCCCCCUACGACCACGGAUCCUAUUCGUACCUUGGUGGUGGCGCGGUUGGCGGCCUUCUUCGCGCGGCGGAGGAGCCUGAGACGCCGACCGAGGCGGCGGCGAUGACGCCCGGGACCGCGAGCGAGGAGGAGGCGGCGGUGGCGGUGGCCGGCAGGGGGAAGCACUACCGCGGGGUGAGGCAGCGGCCGUGGGGCAAGUUCGCGGCGGAGAUCCGGGAUCCGGCCAAGAACGGCGCCCGCGUGUGGCUCGGCACCUACGACAGCGCCGAGGACGCCGCCGUGGCCUACGACCGCGCCGCCUACCGCAUGCGCGGCUCCCGCGCGCUCCUCAACUUCCCGCUCCGCAUCAGCUCCGAGAUCGCCGCCGCAAUCACUGCCGCUGCCCCUGCCCCUGCCGUGGGAGACAAGCGGGCGUCCCCCGAGCCGACCGCGAGCUCCGACUCUUCUUCACCUUCAUCGUCCUCCUCCUCUGGGACACCAAAGCGGAGGAAGAGAGGCGAGGCCGCUGCCGCCACCAUGGCCAUGGCCCUUGUCCCGCCCCCGCCGGCGCAGGCUCCCGUCCAGCUGACCCUCCCGGCCCAUCCGUGGUUCGCCGCCGGCCCGGUCCAGCAGCUAGUGAGCUAACUGAUGCUGUAUCAGCGGGGACGUGGUUGAUGGAUUCAGCUCAGUGCAAGAACAGAGCAACAAGAUGCGCAUCAAACACACACACUGCUCCAAGAAACGCGUGUGGUGAGCUCGACGAAAUCGUCAUCAGGAUGUUCCUGGUUCGCAUGGAAUUCGUUCCUCCAUGGUCGCUAGUGUGGUGUUCUGAGAGAAGCUUGUAAUGUGUGGAACCAGAAUCGUGUUUGUGGCGUCACUGGAUUGGAUUCAGAUGAGUUGAAAUCGGAAGCUUCUCUGCGAGAGGCUGGUGGUGGUCCUGGUGCAAAUUUGCAUCAGCAUUUCUAGAAUGGAUAUUAUUUUUUGUUCUUUGGUGUUCAAAGCGGUUCCUUUGAAAUCAGCGGGCUCUAGUUCAUUUGUCUAA